Molecule: messenger RNA, 1444 nt
Organism: Populus nigra (black poplar)
Lineage: Eukaryota; Viridiplantae; Streptophyta; Magnoliopsida; Malpighiales; Salicaceae
Product: alpha-soluble NSF attachment protein 2-like
Exons: 9
Coding region: 156-1022 (288 amino acids)
Biological process (GO): intracellular protein transport; SNARE complex disassembly
Cellular component (GO): SNARE complex; vacuolar membrane
Molecular function (GO): soluble NSF attachment protein activity; syntaxin binding
Source: RefSeq, a predicted model, not a curated record
AUCGUACUCUAUUUACUUUGACGAUUUUUUUCUUUUCGUUAUUGUCAAGUCUCCAUUUCGAUUGACAUUUCCCUCACCGUCCGCCGAUCAUAUUAACAAUAAAACCAAUACAAAAGAAAAGCGAGAGAGAGAGAGGUCGCUGAGGAAGUCGAACAAUGGAUUUGGUAGCGAAAGGAGACGAUCUCGAGAAGAAAGCAGAAAAGAAAUUGAACGGUUGGGGUAUUUUCGGUUCCAAAUAUGAAGACGCCGCCGAUCUCUUCGACAAAGCUGCCAACAAUUUCAAGCUCGCUAAAUCCUGGGAAAAAGCUGGAUCAACGUAUGUCAAGCUGGCACAGUGUCAUUUGAAGUUGGAUAGCAAACAUGAAGCUGCCUCAGCAUAUGUUGAUGCUGCUCAUUGUUAUAAGAAAACAUCCACUAGUGAGGCAAUUUCAUGCUUAGUUCAGGCUGUAGAUAUGUUCUGUGAUAUAGGAAGGAUCAGCAUGGCUGCAAGAUAUCUAAAGGAAGUUGCUGAGUUGUAUGAGUCGGAUGCAAAUAUUGAGAAAUCUAUGGAAUUUUAUCGUAAGGCCGCUGACUUCUUCCAAAAUGAAGACGUAACAACUUCUGCCAACCAAUGCAACCAGAAAGUGGCAGAAUUUGCUGCUCAGCUAGAACAAUACCAGACUUCAAUUGACAUUUAUGAAGAGAUAGCCCGGCAAUCGCUUAAAAGUAAUUUACUGAAAUAUGGAGUCAAAGGUCAUCUUCUUAAUGCUGGCAUUUGCCAUCUCUGCAAAGGCGAUGUUGUUGCAAUUACCAAUGCAUUGGAGCGCUACCAGGAAAUGGAUCCAACUUUUUCAGGAACUCGUGAAUAUAAAUUGCUAGCGGAUAUUGCUGCUGCCAUUGAUGAGGAAGAUGUUGCAAAGUUCACUGAUGUUAUCAAGGAAUUUGAUAGCAUGACACCACUGGAUUCCUGGAAGACGACCCUUCUAUUGAGGGUGAAAGAGAAGCUGAAAGCUAAAGAACUAGAGGAGGAUGACCUCACCUAAAUUUUAAGUUUCAGUCAUCUGUUCGGUGAGAUGUCUGUUUGCAUUUGUUCACAAUGUGUUCUAUUAAAAGUGUAUCUGGUUUGGGUUUUACUUGGAGUGUGUAUGCUUGCAAUUGUGGACUUGAGUUUGUAGUUGUGAUAAAUGGUGUUUUUUGCGUCAUGUGGUUCCCCCCUCAAACUAAAGGAGAAAGGGGUUGGCGGGGGAUAAAACCAAUCUCUUCAAUCAAAACCCACAUGGUCUUGCGCAUAUGGUGGAUUUGCAACAAGCGCAGAAGCUGCAUUGGCUUCCGUGUAGUUUUUAGUUGUUUCACUCAUCUGAUCCUGGAUGCGAGUGGCUUAUUCAUGAAUCAUGAUUGUUGAGUUUGUCAAUCCCUCUACCCAACAUUUACAUGCGAUUGCAGAAAUAAACGGAGGUUGUCUACA